GGAGAUGAAGAGUGAAAGAGCAUCUACAGAUAAAGAAGUAAAGUCAUGGAACUACUUGGUUCACUUGCUGCUAUUUUGAUCAUUCUGUUCAGCUUCCAUGCAGGCACUCAUGCCUUCCCUACAUACAGGUGCCCUAGUGGCCUUCCAGAUGAUAAAGGAAAGAUAUCACUCAUUGCCACUAGCACAGAGACUGGUUACAGUGUAAAGUGGGUCACUCAUGAUACCUACUAUGUUGACUACCUCAACCUUGAAACAAUAUGUUAUCCACAAGAAACAAAACCAACAGGAAAAACCACAGUCUUUGUUGAAUUGUCUGAAGUAAAAUUUGGUGUAAAAAACUUCACAGUAGAUGAUACUAAGGAUACACUAGAGUGUAGGAUCUUUGGUUGCUACAUUGAUUCUGAAUGGGCAGACAUUCAUGCAAUUGAGCCUGUUAUCAUUAGAAUUGAAAGAGGCUCACCAUCUCCAACUUCCUCCAUUAUAGCUUCUCCUUCUCCUUCGCCAUUUUCACCAUUCCCUUCACCUUCCUCUUCACUGGCUACCAUUACAACUUGCUCAACUAUUACUACAACUAUUUCCACCCUGCAAAACUCUCCAAUUUCUAGUGAAGCACCUAAAGUAGUAUACUCACUGACUAAACGGAGUAGUACUGGCCAAAAUGCAGGCACUGAAGGAAAUGAUACUAACAAUACUUUUAAAGAUCACUUUGAUAUUGUUGUUGUGAUACUAUGCCUUGUUGUGGUUUUUGCUUUGUUAAUUCUCAGUGGUAUCAUUGUUGUCUUGAUAUUGGAGAUAAGAAAAAUGAAGCAAACUAAGAUUUCUCCAAGAGAACUGUCUUAAACAUAAUAUUUUCAUUAUGAUAUUAUUAAUUUUGUUAUGCUUAUUUAUGAAUCUAAGUAUAAGUUAUUUAAACCAGA
Amphimedon queenslandica is the source of this 917-nucleotide messenger RNA. RefSeq lists its product as uncharacterized. Bases 46 to 840 code for a protein of 264 amino acids. The transcript is spliced from 4 exons. The record is from RefSeq and is a predicted model, not a curated record. Lineage: Eukaryota; Metazoa; Porifera; Demospongiae; Haplosclerida; Niphatidae.